AUGGAUGCGAAAGGGUUUGAGGAUAUUUUACUCGAGUUUUUCCUAGUAAUUGAGCGUAUCAAACCACUUAGCAGAGCUAUACGAGACAUUCUUUUCCUGUAUGGGGACAGAGGAAUUAUUGUUAGCUCUUUGCAAGACUUGAAACGCGGGGCCGUAUGUCGCUCGAGCAUAUUCAACUCCCCCGGUUUAUACCCGCAUAGCAUACGAAAGAACCUUGAGAAAACAAGAAAGGCAAGACAGGAUAGAAAGAUGCGCGAAGAGACCUCUGAACUCUCUCGGUCAGGUCCAAUAGCGGCAGCAGUUGUAGACGCUGCACCCUUUUCAUUUACUACAACAACAACAACCGUAAUCUCGGAACCAUCCCUCGACGCACCUCUUAAAAUUGCAUCCUCUCCACCCCAGCCUAACGAUUAUUUCUACUUUGCAUAUGGUUCUAAUCUCUCCCACUCCCAAAUGUGCCAGCGUUGCGUCUUUAAUCCAGCCAUCUCAGCCAAGCCCCUCGCGAUCGCGCGCCUAGACCGGUGGAAGUGGUUCAUAUGUGAGGCCGGGUAUGCGAACGUUCUGCCUCCGGACUCUCUUUCUAAUCCAUCUCUGGAAGCUGACGACGAAGUUGUUUACGGAGUUCUUUACAAAAUGACCCCUGAGGAUGAAGAUCUCUUGGACAGAUAUGAGGGAGUGGACCGUUCAGCACCACCCACCCCGCCAGAUGGCCCAGUUGGCAGACAUAUGCGCCCUCGCGAACAGGGCAAGGGGAGUUAUAAUAAGUGGUAUGUUCCUGCGACGGUGGUUAAGUGGUUGGAUGAGAGUGUGAAUCUAGAGUGGGAUGAGGCGCAGGAGCUGACGGUUUUGGUGUAUGUUAAUGAAUAUAAAGUGAAGGAGGGUCCGCCGAAGCAGGAGUAUAUAAGGCGCAUGAACAGGGGAAUUAGAGAGGCGGAGGCGCUGGGGUUUCCUGCUGACGCUAACUGGGUGGAGAGGGUUAUGAGGAGGUUUAUACCGAAUGGGCCAGAUGCGGGGCUAGAGUCAUAG
Molecule: messenger RNA, 1026 nt
Organism: Paracoccidioides brasiliensis Pb18
Exons: 2
Coding region: 1-1026 (341 amino acids)
Molecular function (GO): gamma-glutamylcyclotransferase activity
Source: RefSeq, a predicted model, not a curated record